AUGCGUGUGAGAUGGACCAUAUUUCUGCUGAUUGCAACAAUGUCGGCAUUCGGAGUGUCGUUGACAAUUUUUCUCACUGAAGACAAGAUGAUUUUGGCACUCAUUUCGGGUUAGUUUUUAGUUUAUUUAGCACCCGGAUGAGGGUUAUUAUUAUUUUUAUUUAUAUUUGAAGGAGAAUAUGAUGGAAAUGCUAAUAAGGAGUUGUUGAGGGUUCAUGAAUAUUUUAAUUAAACGUUCCAGAUACUUUGGGUUGGGGUGUGUGUGGUCUUUUUGAAAAAGAGUUCAAAAAUUUUUAUAGGAGGAGUAGUGCAGAUGCAAAAAAAAAAAGUUCCAAAAAUUAGAAAAAAAAGAAAAUUCUGAAAAAAACUCUAGUUAAACUUUGAUUGCAAUUAUGAUAUUUCCGAUUUUUAAAAGUUGUGAGAUUUGAAAACUCCAAAAGCUUUCAGUUUUGUUGAUUGAAGAUGGAUGUUUAGAUUAGGAAUAUAUUUUUUACAUUUCAUACCGGGUGAUCCAAAAACUUCCAAUCAGGCUAAGCCUAUGAAGAUAACAUAAAUUCCGAUUCACACACGGUCAGAUUGACUUUCAGCAGGACCACCCACAAAGCCUCUGACCUUAACUGGUUUGAACUCAAAGAAAUCAUAAAAUAGAAAUCGAAUAUUGAAAAAAAGUCUGAACCUGAAGUUUUUUUUCCAGUUGUCGCUGUCAUCCUCACUGUAAUGGCAACCGUUCUCGUCACCUGUUUCUUCAUUGAAAUCAAAGAAACUGAAAAUCUUCAAAUUCAACAACGCCAAUGUGAACUUGCAAUGCGUCGGAAUUAUGAGUGUGGUCUUUUCGCAACAUCUCGUUUGCAUAUCUCAAGUAAGUCAUCAUUUUAGGAAUCUCCGGGGAAAUAUUUAUUUAUUUAUUUAUAUUCAUCCAUUAUUGUUUUUGCUUAACUUCAGUUGACCCCUCUCGAUUUCUCAUUAGAGUACCAAUCUGUCUACUAUUACUUUCCUUCCUUCUGUCUGUUUAUCUGUCACCAUAUGGAACAACAACACAACUUUUUUUCAAGACUUUUGGAGAAAGCAUAAAAAUUAGCAGCUCUAUUCAAUCCGAACAUUUUUCUCUGUGUGUUUUUUCUUCAUUUCAAUCUCACAUUCAGAUAAAGAAAAAAGGAGGGGGGAUUUCCAACAUAAGUCAGUCAACUCAAACAUCUGUCAAUUUUUGUUUGGGGCGGCGGCACUUUUUUUUUGUUCUCGAUGACACGGUUUCAAACAUGCAUAUGGAUGUAUUUUUUGUGUUUUUGGGAAUAAAUAAGGAAUUGAAUUGAAUUGAGAGGAUGAAAAUGAGGAAAAAAGGAAAGAAUUUGAAUUUUAAUCUAAAUUUUUUGCGGGCUUGACUGAAAGAUUAAUGUGUUUGGAAUCGGUAAUGAUUACAUUACAUUGUAUUACAUUAUAUUUAAAACGGCAUAGGAUAGAAUAGAAUAUUGUGCAUUUUUUUCUUGAGGGGGAAGGAAUGAAAUAUUGCAUUUAUAUUUAAAUUUCAUGAGAUGGAUUAAUUUCCUUUUUCUUCUUCUUAUGAAAUUCCAUAAAUUUUGUUCGAAUUUAUGCGAAUCCACAGUAAUCCUUUGUUCGGCGUGAUUUUUUUCUGGGGGAGUAAUAUUGAAAAAAAAUUUUCUCGAGAUAUGAAAAUGUGGUGAAAACUACAAAAAAUUGUUAGAGAUAAGCCUCAAGAAAAAUUAUUGGAUACUGUAUAAAAAUGUGGUUAAAAAUACAAAGAAGCUUGGUAUAAUGAAUAAAAUACUGGAUACUGUAGUGUUCUUUUGAUCGAGCGGAUUUUCUAAUCUACUUUCUGAAUCUCUCGGUUCACACACUAUUCCAUUUGAUAGGCCAAAUGUUAAAUAAAUUCGAACCCGACAUUAAAAAAAUUCCAAUCCACAGUAAUCAUUCUGUGUGCUGACGUGAUUUUUAUCUUGGAGCUACAAAUUGUUUUUUCAAUGACUAAUAUCAACCCUGUAAACAAGUUUUUCUCGAGAUUCUAAAAUGUAGUAGAAACUACAACAGCUUAUGUGGAAUACUGUACCCGAAAAAUGUUCCAAAUAAGCUGGCUUAUCCGAAAAAACACACAAGGAUACUGUAACAAUUUUACCUCCAUAUUGAAAAGUGUAACAUAAGGAGAGUCAGUCAGAUCAUUCUAAUCCCGUCCUCCUCAAUUAGCCUAUCAUAUUACUCUAGACACAUGGGCGACACAGUCAUUAAAAAAUGGUGGCAACAUUUUGCCUCUUUUUCUGGGCAAGCAUCUGUUUUUCAAACAUGUAUGUGAUGAUGAUUUUUAUGACGCGCCUCGCUCCUCUCGACCUUGACAAAACCCGAAAAUCACAUCUGCCUUUUAGCCCAUAACAUAGUUUGACACACACCAAACUAUUUUGUUGAACCAAAAUUCAUUAGACAUUAGAGCACCCCAAGUAAUUGGCCAAUGAAAAACAAUAGAAAAUGUGACACCCGGUGCACACAAUUAUAUCUACAUAUAGAUGGAUAGAUAGAGAGUAAAGUGGAUUAAUUAGCAUUUUUGGGAGGAUGGAGAAGAAGAGGGUGUGAGAAUUGGAGCAAAAUGAAUAAUUACUCAUUUUUCAGGUGUUGGUGCUCAAUCAUCAUCGACCCUUCCACCAAUGGUUAUGUUGCCAACUGUUGCUGGGAAUAUGGUGGAUGAAUUUCCAAUUAUGAUCAGGGCUCCACCGAGUUAUGAGGAGAGUGCGGAUUUGGAAAAUACCCGAGUUCAAAGGUACGAUUCAACUCAAAAGUGAUAUAGAGUAAAAUAUUUUUUUUGAUCUACUCAGAAAAAGUUUUGAUCCUGGAAACUAUUUUCCCAAAAAAAACCAGGCGUUAUCUUUGUCACCUCUAUUUUUCACACAUUUUUCCUUUCACCCUCUAUAUAUCACAAAUCCACACAGACAUACAUAUAAAACAUGUGUUAACCAUCUGCAAACAGCUAAUCCAUCCACAAAUACGACCCGACCCUUCCCGUCAUAAACAUGUACAAUUUAAAACCUAAUCAAUCUUCUUUUCUUCGAUACAUUCAUUCUUUACAGUUAUUCAAAUGCGCCACCAGCAUAUGCGGAUUCGACCAACACAAAUAUCGCUAGUUUCUCUCCACCACCAUUUUAUCGACCGGCUCUUCCUGAAGUUCAAACUGCAACAUUGUAUUUGUCAUCUGAAUCAACGAGUUCUUUGGAUAGUUCGAUGGAAGAGAGAAGUGUGAAUGAUCAAAGUGUCACUAGAGUUUUGUCGCCUUUGCCUAGAAGGAUGCUUGCUAGAAUUCCUGUACAUCGAGAGCCUAGAAAUGGGAGUAAACCAAGACGGAAGAGAGCAGCAACAACAAUCACAAUUACACCCGCAGAAGUCAGAGUCUCAUCGGUUAUUCCAAGAAUCGAAAAUGGUUUAUCCAGCAGUCCUAGCACAAGUUCGAGUUCAAGUACAACAUCUGAAACAGUGAUGGAUGAGACAAGAAGUCCAACAUCAUCGACAUCUUCGAUUGAACGGUUGGUUCUUCAGCCACAAAUCUUUAAAAAAAAUCAAUAUUUCCAGUCCAUCCCUCGCACAAAUGUUCAUCGACUGUUCAAAAGCCGAGCCAACCCUUUUCACAAUAAACCGUGACGAAUCAAUCAUAUAG
Messenger RNA from Caenorhabditis angaria, 3648 nucleotides. Lineage: Eukaryota; Metazoa; Nematoda; Chromadorea; Rhabditida; Rhabditidae. The record is from the annotation of a GenBank genome assembly.